This is a messenger RNA of Menidia menidia (Atlantic silverside), 2623 nucleotides long. Lineage: Eukaryota; Metazoa; Chordata; Actinopteri; Atheriniformes; Atherinopsidae. The record is from the annotation of a GenBank genome assembly.
CCGACGGGAAGACAUAGCACAACGGAGCUGAGCUACGCCAUGCAUUACGGGAACAGCGAUAGCUAACCUGCAGAAAUGCCAGCCGAAGACCUCGACCCACCUCAGAAUGCCAAGCCACGGGCGCAUAUUGACCGGUUACUUGAGUGAUAGAACAUAUAACAACGUGAUGAGUUGGGCAAAAUGGCGUGGUUUUGAGUUUUAUGUCCCCGUUUCGCUCAGUGUAGCGAGGCAGUGGGUCGUUUCCAAAGUUGUCGGUUAGCAGGGCGCGUGUGAAGGAUCGGAAUUAAAGGAGCAGUACAACCGCUGUCGCCUCAAAAAUGGAAAGGCAGCAGAGCGAUUUGGAGCGAGAGCGACAGUACUGUGAACUUUGUGGAAAAUUGGAGAACCUCCUCAAGUGUGGUAGGUGCCGGAGCUCCUUUUACUGCAGCAAGGAGCACCAGAAACAGCACUGGAAGAAGCACAAGCUGAUCUGUAAGGAGGUGGACAAGGCUCUCCUUGCCAAACAGAAUCCUGGACAGGGUCCGCCGUCGGGGGACGACAAGGAAUCGGAAAAAAACCAAGAGAAGAAGAGCAGCUCCCAGCUGGCGGACACCGCAUCCUUACCGCAAACUGCAGACACAGACGCACGUGAAGUGGUGGACAGAGCGGGGGAGGACGGCCCCAACAGCCCCGCCACACCUAACGGACAGACCAGCUCAUCCGCUCUCAAACUUGCCACGGAGUACAUCAUUCCCUGCAUGAACAAGCACGGCAUCUGUUUUGUGGACAAUUUUUUAGGCUUGGAGACUGGGGUGGGUAUUUUGGAAAAUGUGAAGGCCCUGCACAAUACGGGCAAAUUUACAGACGGGCAGUUGGUCAGUCAAAAGAGCGAUUCCACCAAGGACAUCCGAGGGGACAAAAUAGCGUGGAUAGAGGGGAAGGAGCCUGGCUGCGAGAAGAUCCUCUUUCUAAUGAGUCGCAUGGACGACCUAAUCCGACAUUGUAACGGCAAACUGGGAAACUACACUAUAAAUGGAAGGACAAAAGCAAUGGUGGCAUGUUACCCUGGAAACGGAACGGGCUAUGUGCGCCACGUGGAUAACCCCAACGGCGAUGGACGGUGUGUCACAUGCAUAUAUUACCUUAAUAAAGAUUGGAAUGCCAAGGAACACGGCGGCCUUCUUCGCAUCUUCCCAGAAGGAAAGGCCCAGUUUGCUGACAUAGAGCCAAAAUUCGACCGCUUGCUGCUGUUCUGGUCGGACAGACGGAACCCCCACGAGGUCCAGCCCGCUUUCACAACAAGAUAUGCCAUCACCGUGUGGUAUUUUGAUGCAGAUGAGCGAGCCAGAGCUAAAGAAAAGUACUUAACGAGCGCAGGAGAAAAAGGAGUAAAAGUUGAACUCGGAAAAUCGUCUGAUCCCAGCUAGUAGGAUGCCUGCAUCACCCAGCAAACAGCCAUUAAGUGCUCUCUCUGAAGAAAGUGGCCUCUAAAGAGCGCGUGUGUGUGCAUGCGUGCGUGCGUGUGUGUGUGUGUGUGUGUGUUUUGCAGGGCAACGCCGACCAAACUUUUGCUCGAGCGAGUGCAAGAUUCAUCCAUUUAGAAAAAGCAAAUAGAUAAACAGUCAUUUCUGUUCAUACGCAGCCACCUUGGACAACCAUGCUGAUUCUGAAUGUCAUCACAUUGUACUGAAAGGGAUUCUAUGUGUUUUGCAUCUGUUCAAAUCAGAAUGCUUCUACAUCACAGUGGACACAUUCAGAAAAAGGCUUCAGAGAGGUGUUAAACUCAGAGAAAAUCUUCAUCCUUUUUACGCGUUUCUUUCCAGUUAACUCCUUAAAGGUACAGUGUUUUGCAUACGCCUCAUGUUAUGCUUCUCACACGGAAUGGGCUGUUUUAAAUAAGCUACUGUAACUGCUUGAGUUUGCAAUCAUUUGAGGAAUGAUCUGAAUUAAAAGCACCCUAUUUCUGACAGAACUGCUUUUGGUCUUAGUUUGAGUUCAUUCUUUGCCGUUUGGUCCACGUCAGCUAAGGUUGUUUUGGUUUUGGUUUUCCUUCUUACUCAGAGGUGUGGACUGUUCAGCACAAAAGGUGUCUGUGUCGAUGUCAGACUUCGCUCUUGUCUGCACAAUACAAAGGUUUGUGCGCCCUCUGCAGGAAUCAGUGGCUCUGUGGGGAAAUGCGGGGAAACGCUGCACGGCUGAGGAGCUGCUCAGAUAUGAUCAAAGUCAACUCUGGAAAUUUGAUUUAAAUACUGUAGAUGCAUUUCUUCAGUCAUGAUGAAAAUGCUUUAUGUACUUUGAUCAAAUAGUGGUAUUAAUAGCCCGGGAACAGAACUCGCUCCUUUAAUUUAUUUUCCCUUGUCGAUCACUGGACAGUCAAUGUGCCAGAAUUCCUCAUUUGUUUGCAGCCUGACCUACAGUAGCUUUGUUUCUACGCUCCAGAGUAUCGGGAACGAAUGUGAUCUGACCAGUGUUCUCAUAAAACCUAGACCACUUCAGGACCAUCUCCAAGCUUCAGUCUCGGAUUUUUUCAAACUCUUAAUUUGCUGAAGUCUAAACUUACAGGGUACAUUGUGUAUUUAGUGCUUUUAGGAUGCGGUCGCCUUUGAAAAGAGACUCUUAAUAAAAUUGAGAGUAGUUCAAAACA